This is a messenger RNA of Electrophorus electricus (electric eel), 1670 nucleotides long. The record is from RefSeq and is a predicted model, not a curated record. NCBI's taxonomy places the organism in Eukaryota, Metazoa, Chordata, Actinopteri, Gymnotiformes, Gymnotidae.
UGGGCAUUGAGCUACUAAACAGAAGAGCAGAACACUGAAGACCUAUCCUCUUUCUCUGCACAGUUAGUCUGCUCAGCUCAGAAGUGGUCAUGGUACUUUAAAGAUCUCCUCUGCUGCCUUGAUGCUACUAGCGGCAUCAUGCCGCCAGCUCACAGCACACGCUCCGGACUGAUUCUUCUAGCCUGCUGCUGUCUCCUGUGCUCCACAGUAGCUCCCCCCAAACUAUCUUCAUAUGCCAAAACUGAAGACAAGCUGUUCAAGCAUUUGUUCUUUAACUACCAGAAGUGGGUGAGACCAGUGGAAGAUCUCAAUGCAACAAUACGGGUCAAAUUUGGACUGGCCAUAUCUCAGCUGGUGGAUGUGGAUGAGAAGAACCAACUGAUGACCACCAAUGUGUGGAUGAAGCAGGAAUGGGUUGAUAUGAAGCUGCGAUGGAAUCCACAACACUACUUGGGCAUCACAUCUAUCAGAGUGCCAUCUGACUCUAUCUGGAUCCCAGACAUUGUGCUUUAUGACAAUGCAGAUGGGCAUUUUGAGGCCACUGUCACUAAAGCUGUGGUGAAGUACGAUGGCACUAUCUCCUGGACACCUCCCGCGAACUACAAAUCCACCUGCACUAUAGAUGUUACCUUCUUCCCCUUUGAUCUUCAGAACUGCUCUAUGAAAUUUGGCUCCUGGACCUAUGAUGGCACACAGGUGGACAUUCUCUUGGAGGACAUCCAUGUGGAUAAGCGCGACUACUUUGACAAUGGCGAGUGGGAGAUUAUAACAGCUACGGGCAGCCGGGGCUUAAGGAUGGACGGCACCUGCUCCUAUCCCUUCAUAACUUACUCCUUCAUCAUCCAACGUCUCCCUCUCUUUUACACCCUCUUCCUUAUCGUUCCCUGCAUCGGCCUGUCCUUCUUAACCGUGCUGGUCUUCUACCUGCCCUCGAACUGUGGAGAGAAAAUCUCACUGUGUACCUCUGUUCUCGUCUCACUCACUGUAUUUCUCUUGGUGAUUGAGGAGAUCAUCCCCUCCUCCUCCAAGGUGAUCCCACUCAUUGGGGAGUAUUUGGUCUUCACCAUGAUCUUCGUCACACUCUCAAUCGUCAUCACAGUCUUUGCCAUCAAUAUUCACCACCGCUCGUCGUCCACGCACCACGGGAUGGCGCCCUGGGUCCGUCGCAUCUUCCUGCACAGGCUGCCGAAGCUACUGUGUAUGCGCAGCCAUGUCGAUCGCUAUGCCACCACCGGAGGGAGCCAGAGAGCGGGGCAGAGCAGAGGUCCUGUGGGGUUCAGCUGUGGGAAGGGUUUGACUCGAGAGACCACGUCUCUUCACAGCUCAAGACACAACCUGCAAGCGGCACUGGACUCCAUUCGUUACAUCACUCUCCAUGUUGUCAAGGAGAAUGAAGUCAGAGAGGUUGUUCAGGACUGGAAGUUUGUGGCUCAAGUGCUUGACCGCAUGUUCCUGUGGACCUUCCUCUUGGUGUCUGUGCUAGACUACGCCUCCAGUCUAGCCCUCUGGUACCUACACUUCUCUGCCUGCCGACACCGUACCUGGAUCUCCUUGAGCGCACCUUAUGCCUGCUGUUUGGAAUUUGUUGUGGAUAAGGGUGGACUGUUGUGUUUGAGGUGCACUGCGCACUCCUGCCUCUCACACUAUUAAAGAUAAACCCCUGACUAUUA